Messenger RNA from Talaromyces stipitatus ATCC 10500, 468 nucleotides. RefSeq lists its product as uncharacterized. The coding region runs from base 1 to 468 and encodes 155 amino acids. The record is from RefSeq and is a predicted model, not a curated record. The transcript has 2 exons. NCBI's taxonomy places the organism in Eukaryota, Fungi, Ascomycota, Eurotiomycetes, Eurotiales, Trichocomaceae.
AUGCUCGUAACCACGAAGGCCCUAAUGACCCUACCAGAAACCCUAUUCUUCCAAGUCUACCCUCCUCGCUGGGGACUUCAAUCUUCUACAUACCAGACAACCACAAAAGCACAAAGACAAUACUGGCGUGACAAGCUAAUAACUGCCGCACAAACGAAGGAGGUCUUCGACAUCAGCAAAUGGCAUAAAUCGGUAGGAUUGUACCGCAGCCCUCCUCUCAAGGACCCUCUACGACCGAACGAGCCCCCUGCAGUCUCUACUCAGGAGAAGCGAGAUCUACUAGUUUGCAACGUUCUUCAGAACACAGCCGAGGCAGGGGAUAUUCCACUAGACUGCCCAGCUGCCCCUAGCGCUGCUCUCCUGUUUCCUGAGAUCUCUAUAGAACAAGUGGAAAAGGCUAUUCUAAAGGCUGGAAACACCGCUCCAGGUGAAGACGAACUCCAAACCAACAUCCUCAAGGUGGCCUAG